Messenger RNA from Striga hermonthica, 1329 nucleotides. The record is from the annotation of a GenBank genome assembly. Lineage: Eukaryota; Viridiplantae; Streptophyta; Magnoliopsida; Lamiales; Orobanchaceae.
AUGGAGGAAAUCAGACAACAACCAAGUGGAAAGUGCCCAACGCUUUCGGAUGCAGAGCAAAACAUGGCGUCGAUCGUUAGGCUGAGCAGCUUUCCGGACGAAGUCAUAUGCCACAUUCUCUCUUUCCUCCCCACUAAGCGCUCGGUGGCGACCAGCAUUCUCGGAAAAAGAUGGAGGUUACUAUGGGCCCAUCUACCCUCUCUGCAUUUCAGUGUAAUCGAUUUCAAGGAAGAAGGAACACAAGCCUCUGACAUCAUCCACAUGGUUAUAUUGCGGCACAAGGCAAAAAGAAUGGAAACUUUGACACUCGAUUACGUCAAAUGCAACGAGUAUCAACUGGAGACAUGGAUUACGACAGCCAUCGAGCGUGGGAUUCCGAAUCUUUAUCUUGAGCUUGACUUUGAUACAUUCCCUCGAUCCCUCUUCAACUGCAAAACCAUUGUCGAAUUGAAGCUUGAUAACAAUAGCACACCACUCUCUGCUCUAGAGAAUGUCUCUCUACCUAGCCUCAAGAAGUUUUAUGUUUCUAAUCUUAUAUGCGAGAAUGAUGAUGCACUUCAUCGCUUUCUUUCUGGCUGUCCGUCGCUCGAGGAGUUGAAUAUGGCAGUCCACUUUGGAUAUAAUUAUGUGGGCUGCGUAGAUAUAUCAUCACCCACAAUAAAGACUCUUAAGCUCGAUAUUGGCAUUUUUUUUUCUCGAUAUAACCUUGAAUAUAGGAUUAUAAUAAAUUCCCCGGCACUUAGGUAUCUCAAAGUGGAUGGCUGUGCUUUGGAGUUUCUAACAAUUCCUAUAACCAUGAUCUCCUUAGUUGAGGGGGAUAUCUUCUUCAGAAAUAAUUCGUUCUUAAAGCUCAAAACGAAUUACAAUUCAACGAUAGUGAAGUUUCUUCAUUCUUUGUGUUAUGUGAAGUGCCUAAAGAUAUCAGUUUGGGAAUUCGAGGAGUUUAUGCAUAGAGGAGUUGCUGGUUCAAGUGUAAAGUUUGAUAAUUUAACCAAACUUGAACUCCAAGUAGAUGUUAAGUGGAGUUUGCUGGUAAAGUUCCUCGAAGUUGCCGAUAAUCUUGAAGUCCUUACUGCGUCUUUUGAAAGAAAUUACAUGGAGGAAUCGAGACGAUCGAGUGAAAAGUGGCCAAUGCUUUCGGAUAGAGAGCAAAACAUGGCCUCGAUCGAUAGGCUGAGCAGCUUGUCGGACGUAGUCGUAUGCCACAUUCUCUCUUUUCUCGAGACAAAGCUCUCGGUGGCGACAAGUGUUCUCGGAAAAAGAUGGAGGUUUCUAUGGGCCCAUGUACCCUGUUUGCAUUUCAGAGGGAUCGAUUUCUGGAAAGAAUGA